Pseudozyma hubeiensis SY62 is the source of this 462-nucleotide messenger RNA. RefSeq names its product RNA12 protein. The record is from RefSeq and is a predicted model, not a curated record. The transcript has 2 exons. The coding region runs from base 1 to 462 and encodes 153 amino acids. Lineage: Eukaryota; Fungi; Basidiomycota; Ustilaginomycetes; Ustilaginales; Ustilaginaceae.
AUGUACGCGAGAUGCGCUAAUGCGCGUGUGCUGCAGCUCGACAAAGCCCAGGUUUGGCACUCCGACGUGUCCAGGAAAGGUGGCGGCCACAAGACCCCGACCCCCACCCUUCCGCUGCCGCUGCCGCCGUUUACCGACGCGAGCCUGCGGCUUGACCUCCUCCGAAGUACUCUGGCGCAUUCAAGUCCGUUGCUAGCCUGUGAUCUUUCCAUCAGCUUAUCGCAGAAGGCUGUUGUUCGUUUGCGAUACAUCAUCAAUCAUGGCAACCAAACUGCUUCCGAUCCCCGGUGUAGAGUCACCUUCGACCCAGAGAUGCUGUUAGCCUCGCCUGCUUUCUCGCGUCCUAAGCGCCAGGGUUUGAUACGGUCCUGUACGAACGUUGACGCUAGACCGCAGCAGGACGGUGAAGGACAGAGCAACGAUCUGCUUGCCAGCUCCACCAGAUCAACUUCACGGCUAUAA